ACCGGCAGUAUGGUAUUAAUACAUGGCUUAGUGCGCGCGUCGAACGCAAUUGCAAACCGAGACCGAUUUUAAACUUAAUCCGCGCGUGCAAGUUGCGAUUCGUCGAGUUCGCGUCGCAAACUAGCCGGUUUCGCACGCAAUCCGCGCGCCGCGUCCGUUCACCUGUCGGCGCUAUUUUAUUUCGUUUAUGCAAGUGUCGAAUUAUUCAAAAUUCAUCUUCAUCUUUAGUUCUGCAAUUUAAAACAAUUGAUUCAUCAUGGGAGCACUUACAGAUGAAUACGAAAAUAAAAUCAAAGCCGAUUGCGAGCAGUUGUACGUCGUGCUGAAGAAUUGCGACGCCCCCGAUCAAGGUGCACGCGAUGGCGAAAGCAUCAAAACUCUGUAUCGCCUUGUUUUCCUCUUAUCAUAUCGACAUGGAUCCAAGCUGAUGGCGAUCACGACCACGACCGCCAGCUAUUUGUGUCACCAUCCCAUGUUACCGGUGAUACUCGUUGAAAUACUGAGGGAUAGCAAAAACAUCAAAGUCUGCGCGUAUGUCCUUGACAUUCUGUCCAAGCUCGUGCUGAAGAAUGCCAUUGUGGGUGAGACAGAGCGGAAAGCAAUUCGGCGUGUAUUCCACGAACCGCAUCACUUCCGUACGCUGCUACAAGCACUACGCAAUAUGGACACGCGCUAUCAAGUACUCGUAGAUGUUACCGACUCAACUGAUGAAGAAACGACACAGGCGCAUGAUAUGCAAGUUAGAUUUUUGAAGAUCAUCAACUGCUUGUAUAGCAGGAAAGGCCAAUCGCAGAUUUCGUUAAUUACCGAAUUUAACGUCGAGUUUAUAGGCCGCCAUUUUGUUAAACAUGCGAUGAGCAACAUGGAAAUUUCCAGAUGUAUGUUACCACUGAUCAAAACCUUUUGUCGAAAUAAAAAAAACUGCGAGUUGAUUUGUGACCAAGCGUUUGUUCUCGCUUUCGUAACACUAGUACCAGCUGUCAAGCGAUACCCAGCUGGUAUUUCAAUCCUUCGGUUCCUCUCGAGGAGUCCGGAAGCCAUGGCUGAAUUAUGUCAGUCCGAGGCAGUCCACCAUUUUGUUGUGCAAACUGCAAUCCAUCACGCGGAGAAAUCCACACAUAGGAAAUAUCUUAUGAGUACAAUGUAUCGUCUUGCAAAAUCAAGUUAUGGUAUGCAAUUGUUAAAAAACACGUCUCUAUGGUUAUCCCUAUUGGAGUUCUUCAUGAAAAGCGAUCGUCUUGAAGAACUCCGGCAACGUAUGUCUUUUACACGCGCUUAUACUAUUUUACAUCGCGGUGUAACAAAUAAAUUCGUAAUGGCGACGCCAUUGUUAAUAGACUUUGAUCUACCAGGAGAUAUACAAGCUUACAUUUGUGAUAGAGCAAAUCACCAUUCGUCUGAUGACAGUGACAAUGACGAAGAAGAAGAGGAAGAUGAGCUGAGAAACGCAAGAAGUCGAACGGUUUCAGCGGAAAAUGAAGAUGAUGAUAAUGAUGACAGUGAUAACGAUAACGACGAAGAAGGAGAAGAAGACGAACGCAUGGAAACCAAAGAAGAAGACGAUAAAGACAAUGAAAUGCAAACAGAAAAUCAUCAUGAUGUUAAUGACGAGAAAAAUUUCCAACAAUUUUUUGCAGAGUUUAAUGAUUUUCAUGAAAAUAACCAGCAGGGUUGUGAAUUAUUCAAGUCAAAAAUUCAUCGACAUGCUUUAAUUGACCGACUUGCAUUACCAGACCUCUUACCACAUCUUGAAAAUGAUAAUGAUGGAUAUUUAACAGCAGAUAUUAAUCAUUACUCGACUGACCAGUUAUACAGCAAAAUUGUAUCAAUGAAAAAUAACUUGGCCACGUUCCAACCUGUAGUUAUAUACGAUUUGGACGAAUUAAUCACGCAAAAUCAACAUCAAGACGUUAAUAUACCAAAUAUUGAAGAUAUUCAUAUGAAUUAUCUUAAUGCUGAAUGUGACAUGAUGUCCACUGAAGUAUUACACUUCGAAUCACGUUUUGAAUGCGGAAAUUUACGAAAAGUGGAACAAAUUGGAGAAUACGAAUAUAACCUCUUCAUCUCGCCGGACGCAAACAUGGCGUGCGGACUGCAAUGGUUCUACUUCCAAGUCUCCGGCAUGAGGGCGCUGGCAACCUACGCGUUCAACAUUGUAAAUUUACAAAAGUGCAACAGUCAAUUCAGCUACGGCCUGCAGCCGGUAAUGUUUUCAGUUCUGAGCUAUGCACUCAACUCACGCGGCUGGCGUAAAUGCGGCUCGGAGCUGAUGUACUACGGCAACGAGUAUAUUUGCAGCGAGAGUAACAAACAAUACCGCACGUUGCGAUUCUGCAUCACGUUCGAAUACAAUGGCGACGUUUGUUACUUCGCCUAUCAUUACCCGUACACGUAUACAAGAUUAAUGCACGUGGCGCUUGCAUCUUUCACUCUACCGAAUGAUAAUGUCUAUGUACGUGUUGAAGAACUUACCAAGUCUGUUGGUGGGUUUAACACGGUGCCGUUGAUUACAAUCACAGCGAGAAACACGGAAAAAACACAGUUUGAGGAGAGAAAAUUGGUGUUUUUGACGUCGCGCGUUCAUCCGGGCGAAAGUAACGCCUCAUGGAUCAUAGAGGGCGCUAUGCGAUUUCUAUUGACAGAUGAGGAAACAGCACAAUGCGCACGCGAGAAUUACAUCUUCAAAAUAAUUCCAAUUUUGAAUCCGGAAGGCGUUAUCUAUGGCAACACGCGUUGUGGUCUCACCGGUAACGAUCUCAAUCGCUGCUGGAAGAAACCGCAUCCACGCUUGCAUCCAGAGAUUUACAACGCUAAGCGCUUGGUGCAAUAUGCAAAGGAAUAUUUACAAAAUGAAAUCUUUGCUUUUGUUGAUAUACACGGUCACAGUAGGAAGAAAUAUUUCUUUCUUUAUGGUUGUAAUGCGCGUCAAAGCUGGGAUGAGUCCGACGCCAUUUUGUCUGAUACACUGGACGCGUUCAAUGCGCUGCCGAAAGCAAUGUCUGCUGUCAAUCCCAACAUGAAACUGUCCUACUGUCGGAACACAGUGGAGCGCAAGCGCGAGACAACCUGUCGUGUGGUUAUGUGGCGCGAGUUCGCGAUUCAUCGCUCGCAUACGCUCGAAUGUUCUUUCUGCUCGGGCGAAAACAAAAAGAAAAUCACGACUGGAAUGCUUCGUGAAAUCGGCGAAGGGCUCAUUAGAGCACUUGCCAACCUAACGACUAGUAGUGAAUAGAUGGCGCUGUCAAAACAUGCAUCUGCUUUGCUUCUAUUCAACCAUUUGCUUUUUACUUUUACUUCGGCUGAUGUAGUUACAAACACACAUUCCCAGAUACAUUUGUGAUGAAACUUUUAGCAUUCUUAAUACUUAUGCUUUGCUAUCCGGUA
This is a messenger RNA of Dalotia coriaria, 3384 nucleotides long. Its product is annotated as cytosolic carboxypeptidase 1-like. The record is from RefSeq and is a predicted model, not a curated record. Gene Ontology annotation, molecular function: zinc ion binding; metallocarboxypeptidase activity. The transcript is spliced from 14 exons. Bases 257 to 3232 code for a protein of 991 amino acids. Gene Ontology annotation, biological process: protein side chain deglutamylation; proteolysis. Lineage: Eukaryota; Metazoa; Arthropoda; Insecta; Coleoptera; Staphylinidae.